CUGCAGGCAACCAGCUGCAAACAGUGAACAACCAAGUGCUGCAGUGAACGGAGCCGAGGAGCCGCUCGAUGUGCUGCACAGAGAAGGACCUGCUUGAUGGAUCCACUCCUGUUUAGCAUUUUGAUGUGAAAGACGGGAUCCUGUUGUCUGGAAGGGGAAUCCAUGAAAUCAUUUUGGAAGAUAAUACGCAUGUGUCAGACUCGGCUUUGGAUGUGUCUUUGAAUUGUCAGUGGAAUUAGGGUAAGAAGACACAAAACCAAAUGCAGUGGACAUAAGAGGCAAUCAGAAAGCCAGUGGAAGCCUCCAACAGACAGCUGAUGGUGGAGCUAUUAUCUCAGGGACAUGCUUUCAGACUGAGGAUGGAACAAGGGGAAUCUGUCCUUGACCAGCGGAUUACCAGGCUGAGGAGCAAUACCCAAACACUGCACAAGCUGUGCAGUUGUGGAAUUGUCUGCUAUUAACUCUGACUGACACUAAAAAUGGACUCAAUUGCUUAUAAUGUUAAGCUUUAAAAACAUUACCUACUUGUGCAGUGGUUGUCUAUGUGAUGAUAGUCAUCCGUCUGAGCCAGAGUGGAGAGAUGUCUAACAAUAAGAUGCACUCACUUGUUGGAAGAGGAUGUACGAAAGACUCGUUUCCAAAAACUAAAAUGAUGUCCUGCAGACAACGAGUUCCUGUCUGUUUUCAUUCCCUCCCUUUUUUCUUGCUCCUGUUCUACCUGGUUACUCCUGCUCUGUCCAUUCAUUUGGAGUACAUAGAGAGCCACAGUGAAUUUAGCUGUGAACCCAUCAGACUGAGAAUGUGCCAGGAUCUGCCUUACAACACCACCUUUAUGCCAAACCUAUUGAAUCACUACGACCAGCAAACUGCGGCACUCGCCAUGGAGCCUUUUCAUCCCAUGGUAAACCUGGUGUGCAGUGCCGACCUGAGGAUGUUCCUGUGUGCCCUGUACGCCCCUGUGUGCACAGAGUACGGCCAGGUGUCCAUGCCAUGUCGAUCCCUCUGCCAGCGGGCCAAGGAUGAGUGCAACAAACUCAUGGAGAUAUUUGGAUUAUCUUGGCCAGAUGACAUGGAUUGUAGCAGGUUCCCAGAUUGCGACGAGCCCUACCCCCGCCCAGAGGACUUGUUAACAAGCUCUGACCCCACUGACCAGUCGUCCAUGACCGUCCAGAGAGACUAUGGGUUCUGGUGCCCCAGAGAGCUCAAAGUCGACCCAGACCUGGGUUACUCAUUCAUGGGCAAGAGGGACUGCUCUGCCCCCUGCCCCUCAAUGUUCUUCAACCGACAGGAGCUGAAUUUCAUCCGCUACUUCAUUGGAGUUGUUUCCAUCGUCUGUUUAUCUGCCACCCUCUUCACCUUCCUGACGUUUCUCAUCGAUGUUACCAGGUUUCGAUACCCUGAACGGCCAAUAAUCUUCUACGCUGUGUGUUACGUCAUGGUGUCGCUGAUUUUCUUUCUUGGCUUCCUGUUGGAAGACAGGGUGGCUUGUAACGCAGUCAGUCCCACCCAGUUCAGAGCUUCGACCAUAACACAGGGAUCACACAACAAGGUGUGCACCUUGUUCUUCAUGGUCCUGUAUUUCUUCACCAUGGCCGGCAGUGUGUGGUGGGUCAUGCUGACCAUCACUUGGUUUCUGGCCGCUGUGCCUAAAUGGGGCAGCGAGGCCAUCGAGAAGAAAGCCCUCCUCUUCCACGCUGUUGCCUGGGGGCUUCCAGGGGCCCUGACUGUCACCCUGUUGGCCCUGAACAAAAUUGAAGGCGAUGGGAUCAGUGGAGUGUGUUUCAUAGGGCUGUAUGACAUCGACGCCUUGAGGUGGUUUGUUCUGGCACCGCUCUGCCUCAACGUGGCGGUGGGUGUUUCUCUCCUAUUGGUGGGCAUUGUGGCUCUUAACCGUGUACGCAUGGAGAUCCCUCUAGAGAAGGAGAACCAGACCAAACUUGUCAAGUUUAUGAUCCGAAUGGGGGUGUUCUCGGUGCUCUACCUGGUCCCCUUGUUGACUGUGAUCGGGUGCUACCUGUACGAGCACACCUACAGGAGCAUCUGGGAGACAACGUGGAUGGAGGAGAACUGCAGGCGUUAUCACAUCCCCUGUCCAUUUAAGGUGGAGCAGACUAACCGGCCGAACAUGGUUUUGUUCUUGAUUAAAUAUGUGAUGAUGUUGGUGGUUGGGAUCCCCUCUGUGUUCUGGGUUGGCAGCAAGAAGACCUGCUUUGAAUGGGCUAGCUUCCUGCAUGGACGCAGACGCAAAGACAGUGGGGUGAAUGAGUCUCGUCAGGUGCUGCAGGAGCAGCCAGACAUCGCUCAGUCUCUGCUGCGUGAGCCAAACACCCCAAUAAUAAGGAAGUCUCGUGGAACAUCCACUCAGGGCACAUCUACCCACGCCUCUUCAACCCACUUAGCUGUCCUGGACGAUCUGGAUGAACCCAUCAGAACUCACCAUGGUCACACUGCCUCCACCAAGAGUAAGGCCGGCAGCGUCCACAGCAAGGCCAGCUACCACGGUAGCCUACGCCGCACUCGUGACGACAGGAGUGAUACUUUGGUUCACAGAGGUACACAGGAGCGCAGUUACCAUGGCAGCAUGCCACGUCUGGACCACCCACUCUCCACCCACAGCAGCCUUCAUCAGUUAGACAGCCACUCGAGGCACGGCAGCCAGCGAGACGUCACUGAGCCUCCACAGACCCUCAUCACCCACGGAACAACUGCAAGUGAGAGCCCAGCAGAAGAGCAUGAAGGCACCAGCGCCUGAGAGGACUCUCAGUCUCUACAGUAAACUUAGAGCCUUUUAAAGAUUUCCCCUCAGCAGACACACACACAUCUGUUUAGUUGUGAAUGUUUCCCUCUACCUGGAUGGAGAAUUCCAGUGAUUACUGCAGAGGGGAUUUUUGGCAUUAGUUCCUUGGUGAUCAUUUGUUAGCACUGUGGCUAAAGGCUAACACAGCUCAGCCAGUGUUCUUGACUGGAAUUUGACAAAUGCAGUUCAGUUUGUUCACCUAAUUUUUUGAACCCACACAGUUCUUAACUCCUGAGUUUUUGACUCAAACUGGCUGAUAAAAGGCAUUUUCAGGGAUCAUCUGCGUUGUACCCGGGUCAACCAGAGCUAGCAAUGGAUAGGAGACAAUGAGACGUGGAAAGGAAAAGUCUCCAUGCUGUACAAAGAAGACAACUGUUUCCUGCAGGCGUAGCUUGUUUGAUUCAUUCAAUUCUGGAUUUGGAGGUCUCAUGAUGGACCUAUUUCCAGGAUGUGUCUCCACCUUGCAGGGCCUAUACGAAUGAAUAUUAUUAAAUAAGUGAACACUGCCGAGUAUUGCUUUAUAACAAUCUUAAAUGUUCUGCUCUGUUGGUAACGUCAGACAAAAAUGUGGAAAUAGUCUGCCUCUGUUUUGACUGAGAUUUCCGAUGAUCUUUCUUCUGUACUGCAGCUCUUAAUUAAUUUCUUUUUGUCUUUGUGUGGCUUCAGCGCUCCACAAAUAUGAGCUUAAUGUGAAAUCGUGGACCUCUCUGUGGUUUAGUGAAAUAUUUUUAUACUGUGAAAAUUGUCUGCUUACUGCUGAAAGCUUCAUGUUGUGAGUAUUUUUCAUAAAGAGAAGAGGACAACUUUUGGGUUUAAAACUUUGCUUGUCUUCUCCCGUGGUGAGCUGAUGGAGAACUGAAAGAUGAAACGUGUGUAACCUAGAAUGUAAAAGGGGUUUGUCAGAGAUGGAGAUAUAACAAAGACAGGGUUAGGAUAAAUGAGCUGGAAUAAUGUGUGUGUGUGUGUGUGUGUGUGUGUGUGUGUGUGUGUGUGUGUGUGUGUGUGUGUGUGUGUGUGUGUGUGUGUGUGUGUGUGUGUGUGUGUGUGUGUGUGUGUGUUUGCACUUGCAGUGGACACACACUCAUCUUAGCUCAGCCUCCCUGAACUGUUUGAGCACUGACUCGUCUGUAAAGAGGCAUUAGCUUGGACAAGGCAGCUGUGGAAACCAUCAAGAUGACAUUUGUACUCCGCCAAUCAAUCUAUUUCAAGACCUGAUGUUGUUCUGUGCUGUACUAUACUGACAGUGAGAACUGACAACUGUAAAUUGAUAACCAGAGUGUUGUUAAUCAGGUACUGCAUUCAGUCCUUAUGGCUGCAUAAGCUGCAAACAUGAAUGCUACUUCUUUGCUAAUAUCUUUUACAUACUCAGAAAAGGCGUCUUCAACAAAAAAAAUGUACUUUGUAAUUUUCACCACUGUACUUGAUAUUUACCUAAACUGCUUCUGUACAGACGCUGUGCUCGUGUGUGUUUGUUUGGUUGUUCAGACAUGGACCUCAGAUUUCAACAAACUGGUGCAGAUAGUGACAUGAAACUGUCGAAACAAUAAUGCUUGAUUAUUGUGCACUGCUUCAUUUUCUUUGACAUUUCACGCUUACCUUAAUGUGAGAGAGUGUGCAUUGUAAAUAUUUUUUUUAUAGUUUGUGUUGACCCCAGUCCCUGAAGACCCAAAUUAACCUACCUCACCUUACCCUGGGCCUUCUGUAUACAUGCACACACACACAUGUUCAUGUUAUGAGGUGCUUUCUGCCUAGAUCAGAACAUAUGGUGGUGAUCAUCUGACAAAAUCAAUCAAGUUUGAACUGAAUUUAUUGAACCUAAACACACUUUCUCAGAUAUCUGAAGCUUGCGUUCUGUCUGUCCCACAUUUUUCUUUAUGUUCUCCAGUCCAUCUUGUCAGUUCACGUGGACCCAGCCACCUUUACACUCUGUCUCUAUCUGACUUUUAUGGUCAGAAUGUUUAAACUUUCUCUGCGGUGCAUAGAUUCUCUAUCCCAUCUGAUGACUAAGCUGCCUCACAUUUGCCUUCUGCCUCUCCUCCUUUGAACGAGCCCACGCUGAUCUUUUUUUGGACCUACAGCAACUGUCUGUACUCUUUACAUUUGUGACUGCUUACAAACGUUAACUGUUGUGCUUUUGCCUCUGAACUGGACACCGCAGAGAGAAAGAGAUCAACUCUGCCACUAAACUUGACACACUGGAAAUCUGUCCUCUUGAAGUAUCACGGUGACAUCAUCAUACUGUGGUACAGCUUCAGAGUGAAAAGACAAGACAUUGUAGGUGAUGUUUCUAAAGCAUAAUAAUAUGGUGAAUUCUGAAACUUGAGUUGUAUUGUAUGCCUUUUAAUUUAUUUGCCGUUGGGACUGUAAAGAUUUCUUUACAUGCAGUCUAAUAAACUUUUUAUAAACUUCA
This is a messenger RNA of Labrus bergylta (ballan wrasse), 5207 nucleotides long. Its product is annotated as frizzled-3. Gene Ontology annotation, biological process: non-canonical Wnt signaling pathway; canonical Wnt signaling pathway. Gene Ontology annotation, molecular function: Wnt receptor activity; Wnt-protein binding. Gene Ontology annotation, cellular component: plasma membrane. Lineage: Eukaryota; Metazoa; Chordata; Actinopteri; Labriformes; Labridae. The record is from RefSeq and is a predicted model, not a curated record.